AUGGUGAGCUUCAACACGAGUCUAAUCUCCGGCAGCUGGCAACAUGAAUGGGUUUUAAUCCACCGCGCACAUCUUCAUGAAGCUUUGAAAGACAAAGCGCAGGCUCCGGGACAGGGAACGCCUAUUGUUCUCCAUACCUCCGCCAAGGUAGCGGACGUGGAUGCUCAGGCUGCAACCAUAACUCUGGAAGACGGACAGCGCUUCGAGGGAGACCUAGUAUUAGGGGCUGACGGUGUUCACUCUGUGACCCGUCGGCAUGUCUCAGGUAAAGAAGUCAACGCAUUUAGCUCGGGUCGCAACGCAUUCCGGUUCAUGAUCCCGCGCAAGGAGGCACUAGAAGAUCCUGAGACAGCUCCUAUGGUUCAAACAAACGGAACCGUUCUUAUGUGGCACAGUGCCGACAGCAAGGUGGUCAUUUAUCCGUGUGUGAACAACGAGAUACUGAACUUUGUCUGCAUUCACCCGGACAAUCUUACCAAUGAAUAUGUCACCCAAGGCUGGAAUUCAGGGGUAGGCAAAGACACGCUCCUAAACGCCUUCAAAGACUUUGAGCCUGGUGUUCUCAAAAUGCUGAACAAGGCAGAUCCUGAAACGCUGAAGAUAUGGCCACUACUGGACAUGGAAACCCUGCCGCAAUGGGUUAAUGGGCGACUGGCGCUGAUGGGCGAUGCUGCUCACCCCUUCCUCCCGUAUCGGGCUUCUGGAGGUGCCAUGGCCAUCGAGGACGGUUUGUCGUUGGCUGUUAUGCUCCCUGGAGAUGUCAGCAGGGAGGAUGUUCCCACACGCCUGGAACUGUACGCAAAGGCUCGCCAGGAGCGAGUGUUACAGAUACAGGAGUACACGCGAGAAUCCGGAAGAAGGCACGUGGGUGGAAAGGAAGACGUUAUAGCUGCUAUCAUCAGUUCCUACAUCUACGAUCAUGAUGAAUGGGAUCACUCAAGUGAGGUAUUGCGCCAGCACCUUUGGUCGCAGAACCAACAGGUUUACUACCGUCAACCUACCGUCUUCGGCCCCAUGCCAGGGCCUCGCCAGGACUUCUGGGGCAGAAGUCGAGCGGCUGCCUCGACCAAGGCAAAGUUUUGCACAGCGUCCAUUCGGUUUAAGACGAGUCGAACCUUGCUUAAAAACCUGCUACCCAGUUCGUCCUACAGCUUUACCGAUGGACUAGACUGGCUCGCCGGUGGGGGAUACAACCACUUCGGCCUGUAUAUUCAUGGCGUCCAAUACAAGAGUGCUGAUGGUCAAAUCACGGAAGGAUCUUACCUUCCGGUCCUGUUUGAAGACCUGGCGGAUCCUAUCCUAUCUGGCCGUGAGGAGCUCGGGUUUCCUAAGGUCUUCAGCAGCAUCGAUGUGAACAGACGCCGUCAUUCGUACCAUGUUACCGCUAGCUGGCGGGGCGGAGUAUGGGGCCAGCUGAACCUGACAGGGCUGGAGGAGAAGUCAGAGGAGGAGACGCAAACCAAUGGAUCGACUAAGACACCACCAAACCUUCUGCUGCACCGGUACAUGCCCAGCGUGGGUAAGGACCGUAAAGGCACGCCCGAGGCGGAGUAUCCUGUUGUGGUCGAUUCUGCUGAAGACUUGACAGUCGUGCCGUCAAGGAUCACACGUGAGCUGCGUGCUACAGACGCUAGACUAGAGAUUGAUGGACUGGACUGGAAUCAGCUCCCUACUCUGCAUCACAUCGUCUCUCGUCUGGCUGAAGUGCCGGUGUAUCAGGUUAUAGAGGCUAAGGUUGUUGAAGGCGAGGGAGUAGCAGAUGUGUCAUCUGCUAGGAGGAUUGAGCCGUGA
Molecule: messenger RNA, 1791 nt
Organism: Aspergillus oryzae RIB40
Lineage: Eukaryota; Fungi; Ascomycota; Eurotiomycetes; Eurotiales; Aspergillaceae
Exons: 5
Coding region: 1-1791 (596 amino acids)
Molecular function (GO): FAD binding; lyase activity; monooxygenase activity
Source: RefSeq, a predicted model, not a curated record